Messenger RNA from Grus americana (Whooping crane), 1328 nucleotides. RefSeq names its product WD repeat domain 45 (gene WDR45). Gene Ontology annotation, cellular component: phagophore assembly site membrane; cytosol; extrinsic component of membrane. NCBI's taxonomy places the organism in Eukaryota, Metazoa, Chordata, Aves, Gruiformes, Gruidae. Bases 156 to 1220 code for a protein of 354 amino acids. The transcript is spliced from 11 exons. Gene Ontology annotation, biological process: protein lipidation; protein localization to phagophore assembly site; nucleophagy. The record is from RefSeq and is a predicted model, not a curated record. Gene Ontology annotation, molecular function: phosphatidylinositol-3,5-bisphosphate binding; protein binding; phosphatidylinositol-3-phosphate binding.
CCGUUGCCAGGAGCGACGGCUCCGCCCUCCGGACUGGGCGGGCUUCGCGUGACCGGAAGUCCGCUCUAUCCCCCCAGCUCCUGAGGAGACUCGAUGGUUUAGCGGGCGAACGGCGUUGACACCGGCUCCGUUACCGCCGCUUCCCUCCCGCCGCCAUGGCGCAGGCCCGAGGGGUGAACAGCCUCCGCUUCAACCAGGACCAGAGCUGUUUCUGCGUGGCGAUGGAUUCCGGGGUUCGGAUCUUCAACGUGGAGCCACUGAUGGAAAAGGGGCAUUUGGACGCGGAGCAAGUGGGGAGCGUGGGGCUGGUGGAGAUGCUGCACCGCUCCAACCUGCUGGCCAUCGUGGGGGGCGGCAGCCACCCCAAAUUCCCCGAUGUCUCGGUGCUGAUCUGGGAUGACGCCCGGGAGGGGAAGGACAAACUGGUGCUGGAGUUCACCUUCCCCAAACCCGUCCUGGCCGUCCGCAUGCGACACGACAAGCUGGUGGUGGUGCUGCAGAGCCGCAUCUACGUCUUCUCCUUCCCCCACAACCCCACCAAACUCUUCGAGUUCGACACCCGCGACAACCCCAAAGGGAUCUGCGAUCUCUGUCCCAGUUUGGAGAAGCCGUUACUGGUUUUUCCUGGUCACAAGUGCGGGAGUCUGCAGCUGGUGGACCUGGGCAGCGCGAAGCCGGGGACGUCGUCGGCGCCGUUCACCAUCAACGCGCAUCAGAGCGACGUGGGCUGCGUCGCGCUCAGCCCCCCCGGCGCCCUGGUGGCUUCGGCCUCGCGCCGCGGCACCCUCAUCCGCCUCUUCUGCACCCAGAGCCGCGCCCGCCUGCUCGAGCUGCGCCGCGGCACCGACCCCGCCACCCUCUACUGCCUGGCCUUCAGCCCCGACUCCGCCUUCCUCUGCGCCGCCAGCGACAAAGGCACCGGCCACGUCUUCGCGCUCAGGGACACGCGGCUCAACCGCCGCUCGGCGCUGGCGCGGGUGGGGAAGGUGGGGCCGGUGCUGGGCCCCUACGUGGAGUCGCAGUGGUCGCUGGCCAGUUUCACCGUCCCGGCCGAAGCCCCCUGCCUCUGCGCCUUCGGGAGGGGGGGGCGCAGCCCCAGCUCCGUCGUGGCCGUCUGCGUGGACGGGACGUUCCACAAAUACGUGUUCAGCCCCGACGGCAACUGCAACCGCGAGGCCUUCGACGUCUUCCUCGACAUCUGCGACGACGACGACUUCUGACGCAGCCCCCCCCCCCCAAAAAACCCGACACCACCCCCCCCCCCCAAAAAACCACCACCCCACUCUCGGCCCCGUUCAUUUUAUUGGUACAAAGAGGUGGAUUAAAAA